UUCUGGAGGCCUGCCUUGCCCCGGGAGCUCUAGGGCAGGAGUUCCCAUCUUCCUCAUCUGUAGCAGGGAGGUAAUGCUCGGUGCCCCAUCUUCCCCCAGGAGCUAUCUUGGGCACGCUGAUCACGGGUGCCUGACUGACAGACGUCCUUGCCCCCAGGGAGCUGGUGUGGACAGAGGAGGGGCGUGCUGGUCACCAUGACAACAGAGACAGGCCCUGAUUCUGAGGUGAAGAAGGCUCAGGAGGAAGCCCCACAGCAGCCUGAGGCCGCUGCUGCUGUGACCACCCCUGUAACCCCCGUGGGCCACGGCCACCCGGAGGCCAACUCCAAUGAGAAGCAUCCGCCCCAGCAGGACACCCGGCCUGCUGAACAGAGCCUAGACAUGGAGGAGAAGGACUACAGUGAGGCUGACGGCCUCUCAGAGAGGACCACUCCCAGCAAGGCCCAGAAAUCGCCCCAGAAGAUUGCCAAGAAAUACAAGAGUGCCAUCUGCCGGGUCACUCUGCUCGAUGCCUCCGAGUAUGAGUGUGAGGUGGAGAAACACGGCCGGGGCCAGGUGCUGUUCGACCUGGUCUGUGAGCACCUCAACCUCCUGGAGAAGGACUACUUUGGCCUGACCUUCUGUGAUGCCGACAGUCAGAAGAACUGGCUGGACCCCUCCAAGGAGAUCAAGAAACAGAUCCGGAGCAGCCCCUGGAAUUUUGCCUUCACAGUCAAGUUCUACCCCCCGGACCCUGCCCAGCUGACAGAAGACAUCACAAGAUACUACCUGUGCCUGCAGCUGCGGGCAGACAUCAUCACAGGCCGCUUGCCCUGCUCCUUUGUCACACAUGCCCUGCUGGGCUCCUACGCCGUGCAGGCUGAGCUGGGUGACUACGAUGCCGAGGAGCAUGUGGGCAACUAUGUCAGUGAGCUCCGCUUCGCCCCUAACCAGACCCGGGAGCUGGAGGAGAGGAUCAUGGAACUGCACAAGACGUACAGGGGCAUGACCCCAGGUGAAGCAGAAAUCCACUUCCUAGAGAACGCCAAGAAGCUUUCCAUGUACGGAGUAGAUCUGCACCACGCCAAGGACUCUGAAGGCAUCGACAUCAUGUUAGGUGUCUGUGCCAAUGGCCUGCUUAUCUACCGUGACCGGCUGAGAAUCAAUCGCUUUGCCUGGCCCAAGAUUCUCAAAAUUUCCUACAAGAGGAGUAACUUCUACAUAAAGAUCCGGCCUGGGGAGUAUGAGCAGUUUGAGAGUACAAUUGGCUUUAAGCUCCCAAACCACCGGUCAGCCAAGAGACUGUGGAAGGUCUGCAUCGAGCAUCACACGUUCUUCCGGCUGGUGUCCCCUGAGCCCCCACCCAAGGGCUUCCUGGUGAUGGGCUCCAAGUUCCGGUAUAGUGGGAGGACCCAGGCACAGACCCGCCAGGCCAGUGCCCUCAUCGACCGGCCCGCACCCUUCUUUGAGCGUUCCUCCAGCAAACGGUACACGAUGUCCCGCAGCCUUGAUGGAGCAGAGUUCUCCCGCCCAGCCUCAGUCAGCGAGAACCAUGACACAGGGCCUGACGGAGACAAGCAGGAAGAGGAUGGCGAGUCUAGGGGACGGCGGUCAGAGACUGAGGAGGGAGAGGUCAGGACCCCCACCAAGAUCAAGGAGCUAAAGCCGGAGCAGGAAACCACGCCAAGACACAAGCAGGAGUUCUUAGACAAGCCAGAGGACGUCUUGCUGAAGCACCAGGCCAGCAUCAAUGAGCUCAAGAGGGCCCUGAAGGAACCCAACAGCAAACUGAUCCACCGGGAUCGUGACUGGGAGCGGGAGCGCAGACUGCCCUCUUCGCCUGCCUCUGCCUCCCCUAAGGGCACCCCUGAGAAAGCCAACGAGAGAGCAGGGCUGAGGGAGGGCUCGGAGGAGAAAGUCAAACCACCACGACCCCGGGCCCCAGAGAGUGACACAGGAGAUGAGGAUCAGGACCAGGAGAGGGACGCAGUGUUCCUGAAGGACAACCACCUGGCCAUUGAGCGCAAGUGUUCCAGCAUCACGGUCAGCUCCACGUCCAGCCUGGAGGCUGAGGUAGACUUCACGGUCAUUGGCGACUACCAUGGCAGCGCCUUCGAAGACUUCUCCCGCAGCCUGCCUGAGCUUGACAGAGACAAAAGCGACUCCGAAACAGAGGGCCUGGUGUUCUCCCGGGAUCUCAACAAAGGGGCCCCCAGCCAGGACGAUGAGUCUGGGGGCAUUGAAGACAGUCCGGAUCGAGGGGCCUGCUCCACCCCGGAUAUGCCCCAGUUUGAGCCUGUGAAAACAGAAACCAUGACUGUCAGCAGUCUAGCCAUUAGAAAGAAGAUUGAACCAGAGGCUGUACUGCAGACCAGAGUCAGCACUGUGGAUAACACCCAGGUUGAUGGGAGUACCCCGGCAGGGAAGGAGUUUUUGACAACUACUCCCUCCAUCACCACAGAGACCAUAUCAACCACCAUGGAGAACAGUCUCAAGUCCGGGAAGGGGGCAGCUGCCAUGAUCCCAGGCCCACAGACGGUGGCCACGGAAAUCCGUUCUCUUUCUCCGAUCAUCGGGAAAGAUGUCCUCACCAGCACCUACGGCGCCACCGCGGAAACCCUCUCCACCUCCACCACCACCCAUGUCACCAAAACUGUGAAAGGGGGGUUUUCUGAGACAAGGAUCGAGAAGCGAAUCAUCAUUACUGGGGAUGAAGAUGUUGAUCAAGACCAGGCCUUGGCUUUGGCCAUCAAGGAGGCCAAACUGCAGCAUCCUGACAUGCUGGUAACCAAAGCUGUCGUAUACAGAGAAACAGACCAGUCCCCAGAGGAGAGGGACAAGAAGUCACAGGAAUCCUGACCUCUGUGAAGAGAUGCUGGCAUUUCUGGUCCAACCCAAGCCAGAGAACCAUUAAGAAGGGGCCUUCACUCUGGAUUCUCCGACACAACACCGACGUCCCAGCUGCGACGUACUGUCACUGAUGAGAGACUGGGAAGGGAAAAGCAUAUAUAUAUAUAUAUAGAUAUAUAUAGAUAGAGAUAUAUAUACAGGAAACACCGCGUCCUUGCACUGCUGCUUGGGCUGGCAGAGCUGUCGGCCAACAGCACCAACCAACAUCUGAAUACCUACAUUUCCUUUGCAGACACAUUGAAGAUUGGUGGGAUUUCUCGGGGAAAAAAAAUUAUAAUAACCAGAGUCCCUUGCUCCUCCUUUUCCCCUGCUGAACAACAAAAGCAAGCCAGACCACGGUGAUUGGAGAAGCGCCUUCCCACCCUGGCUCCACACGCUGCAGUUAGUGGACGAGCAUUCCAUUUGUGCUCAGCAUCUGUUGCCCACUUGAAUGCAAAGGAAAACACUGCAGCAAAGCAAGAGAAGUCGCAGCAGCAAGACACGCACAGUCAACCGUUUUCUGAGAAAGAAGGAAAAUUCCCUGCGUGGAAAAGAGGAGGAGGAACACUGGAUUAUUAUUUUCUGGGUCUUGACACUGGGCUGCAAAAUCCACCUUCCUUUCUUCCACCACCCUCACCCUUGACUCUCACUCGUCUUGUCGUCAUUUUCUGUCUGGGCUCCCUCCUCCCCCUCCCCCCUCGCCCUCUGUGUCCUGGUCCUACGAGGGCCACUGCAGAUGACUCUCCUUUGAAAUGAGGAAAAGAAAAGAAAGCAAAAACAGAAAACUAAGCCACAGGAAGGGAAGUAGACAUUGUACGCUUAUGGUUUCUCAUUAUGAAGGUGCAGCUUGUAGGAGAUUUGUAUGGAUGUGCUUUUAAGUUAUGUAUAUGAUAUAUAACAGGAAACAUAUUAAAAUAAACAGUGCUGGUAAGUAUGAAGCUGACAUUUAAAAAUU
Molecule: messenger RNA, 3823 nt
Organism: Carlito syrichta (Philippine tarsier)
Lineage: Eukaryota; Metazoa; Chordata; Mammalia; Primates; Tarsiidae
Gene: EPB41L1
Product: erythrocyte membrane protein band 4.1 like 1
Exons: 24
Coding region: 196-2838 (880 amino acids)
Biological process (GO): cortical actin cytoskeleton organization
Cellular component (GO): cytoskeleton; plasma membrane
Molecular function (GO): structural molecule activity; actin binding
Source: RefSeq, a predicted model, not a curated record